AACAACCCGAGGCCAUGAAUACCCGAGCCAAGUCGAACCCAAGCGAAAAGGAAAUCUCUGACAUCAGUGAGUCUAUAACAUCUAUAAAACUACAACUCAAGAAGCUUGAUCUACUCGAGCAACUGACUACUGAUGUAAAAGAACUGAAGCACUCUGUGGAGUUUAACAACUCACUCAUCGAGGUGCUAAAGGCUGACAAUUCGUCACUUCGGACUGAAGUAAACCACCUCAAACAUUUGACAGCCGAACUACAAAGAGACAAAGUCAACAAGGCAAACUCCAUUCUUGAUCUGCAGUGCCGAAGUAUGAGGGAUAACAUCAUUAUACACGGACUUACAGAAACAAAAGAUGAAACUCACCGGAGAUCAGAAGAACUUGUCAAAACAUUUCUUGUCAACGAAUUGAAAAUGAAGCCUGAGGACGUCGGAGCUGUUCGCUUCUCCAGAGUACAUCGCCUCGGGAGGACCAGAACCGACCAACAGAGGAGGCUCCGUCCCAUUGUGGCUAAAGUCGUUGACUCAAAGAUGAAGUCUGCCGUCAUGUCGAGGGGCAGAGAGCUAAAAGGCUCUAACUACUCCAUCAGCGAUCAGUUCCCUCCGGAGAUCAUGAACAGAUGGAGGCUGCUUCACCCGAUCAUGGCCGAGGCAAGGAAAGCCAAAAAGACCGCUCGACUGUUCAUUGACUAGCUUUACAUCGAGGGCAAACUGUACAGGAACCCCCGAACAACUUAUUGGCUGAGUGGAGGAGAUGGAGACAUUAAUUCUGAACUCCAAGAAGAACUGUCUGCCAACUUGCAACAUGCCGCCUCCCCCCAACUGUAAACACAGGCGCGUGAUGAUGACGUCAUCAAAAACAGCGUCCAUGUUGUCAUGACAACCACUGAACCUGGAGACGGUGAAUGGCUUAUUUCGCUCUUUCUCUCCCCAUCUCACCACUCGCCCCCCUCUUUUUCCUCUUUUCCUCUCUCUUACAUUUAUUUUCUCAUUUUUGGCUUGGGAAC
This is a messenger RNA of Syngnathus acus (greater pipefish), 1000 nucleotides long. RefSeq lists its product as uncharacterized. Lineage: Eukaryota; Metazoa; Chordata; Actinopteri; Syngnathiformes; Syngnathidae. The record is from RefSeq and is a predicted model, not a curated record. The transcript has 2 exons. The coding region runs from base 15 to 686 and encodes 223 amino acids.